AUGGUUUCAGAUCCGGUACUUUUCACCGUCGAUAGCAAUAGCCAUGCCCAAAGUAGCCACAACAGCAGUGGCAGCUCACGAAGAAGCGCCUGUGACCGUUGCCGUGCCCACAAACUCCGCUGCGUGAGGCCAUCCGGAGGAGACUUCAUAGGCGAAGGCAACGAAACAACGUUACUAGCGUGCGAGCGAUGCGUCAAAGCAGGCGCAGAGUGUCUGCGCAUGGUGCGUACGCGUCGGGCACCCAUCCGAACAAGUGGCUAUGAACAGCGGCUUGCCCACGGCCCCUUCUCACCAACGACCAUCUACAAACGACCCGGCAAUGCCAAUCGCCUUUCUCUAUCUGGUGCUGGCGACAAUGGAUACCGGGAUUCAGGGCAACGUGCUCCCUUUCCCUCGCCUGCGUCGACACAACACCCAGACGAGGGCCGUAUUGCAAGUCAGUUGGCGCCAAACUCUGUCCCGACGACAACCUUUCAACACAACUUGAUCUUCGAACCCACUGUAUCAAACGCCGUUACCUUGCCUCCAGACUUCCACUCGUUACUGUCGACGGAAAGCGACUUGGGUCCCGGCCCUAAUAUGGCAUGUGAUCUCGGCGAACUCGACCCGGACAUGACCAACUCAGACUCUACUUUGGAAGAGAUGAUGGAGACCGAGGUUAGGCUGGCCCAUCGGCUUCGCGAUCCUGCCGGCGAUGUGGCCAGUUCGAACAACAGCAGUCAUCAGAUGGGUUUGCAGAACAAACACAACACGAACGGCCCCCCCAACACGAAAAACGAGUGCCUGAAUCGGCUCGCAAGGCUCAAUCUGAAACUUCUGGAGUGUCUAAGCGCUGCAGAAGACCAACCCAUAGCACUCGAAGACAUAUUGGCUUAUACAAUACCCUGCACCUCCAGCAUCUCCAACGGCACCGCUGCCGAAACCAUGCCUUGCAAGAACAUCAUUGGCAUCUUGCUCGAGAGCUCUCAGGCCUUUUUGGAAAUCUUAGUUCGCCUCAGAACUUUGAUGGAGUCCCAGGAGGAGCAGCAAUAUUGUUAUUCGUCAUCAAACUCAGAUUGCUCUUACCUGGAUUCACAGGAUGUCACCGACUUCUUCUCCAACGAAGACACAGGAGGCGUCCAUGAACCCUUGUCCGAAAAAAUGGGAGAUGAUGUCGAAAAGGACGAUAGAGAGAACAUGGGAGCCCAGUACCCAGGUCUCAAGACCUACCAGUCCUUCAGCACACCAGCGCCGGCAGCAGCCAAUUUGUUGUGCCACCAAUCUGGCAGAUUCUGUAGCAGCCCAGCAACAUUCACAAUUAUGACGUGUUAUCUGUGGUUAUUCCACGGAUUUGAGGUGGUAUUUGCCGCCAUUCACGAUGCGCUUCUGGCGCAACAGCACCAACAGCAGUUGCGGCAACAAGGCCCACAACAGAAGCAUCAAGAGGAGCGGUGCCAAGGCCAGACAAAUGAUAGACCUUUGGCGUCACCGCUGUCACCUCUUAGCUCGAGAAUGCUCAAGGGUGAUAAGAAGAACGCAGGGCCCUUGGUUUUGCCAGACAUCCGCCUUGGGGGAUUUCACCUGGAUGGCCAUCCCCAUCUGCAGAUUGAGAUGCUUAUUCAUCUCAGCUGUCAGAUACUGCACAGAAUCGAAACUACCUUGGGAAUUGACUCCACUGGAUCAGGAAACCAGGCACCCGCUCAGCCAACAAUGCCAUCAGCUCAUCGGGAGAGCGGUCUGCUUGAUCCGAGAUGUACCCCGGCCUUUCUUCUUGUUUUUAUGCACGGCGCUAGAGUUGGUGGCGAGAACUGUCAGAUGUCGGCUCGAUCUGCUCUAGCUGGAGGUGUGAUAAAGAAUAUCAGAGGGAUUUUAGAUAGUUCGCGAAGCUAA
This is a messenger RNA of Colletotrichum higginsianum IMI 349063, 1869 nucleotides long. RefSeq names its product C6 finger domain-containing protein. Gene Ontology annotation, molecular function: DNA-binding transcription factor activity, RNA polymerase II-specific; zinc ion binding. Gene Ontology annotation, biological process: regulation of DNA-templated transcription. The record is from RefSeq and is a predicted model, not a curated record. The coding region runs from base 1 to 1869 and encodes 622 amino acids. The transcript has a single exon. NCBI's taxonomy places the organism in Eukaryota, Fungi, Ascomycota, Sordariomycetes, Glomerellales, Glomerellaceae.